AAGAGCCUUUGCCCUGCAUCCGCCAUGCUUGUCUUUCCCCGCUGCUGCAGAACUCUGCUGACCCUCAGCACCGUCCGGGUCUCCUCCAGGUUCUACUCCCCCGGGAUGGCUAAUAAACGCGUGGCCGUGGUGCUGGCGGGCUGCGGGGUCUAUGACGGGACCGAGAUCCACGAGGCUUCCGCCGUGUUGGUGCACCUGAGCCGGGGAGGCGCGACUGUGAAGAUGUUCGCCCCCAGCGCCGACCAGAUGCACGUGGUGAACCACCUGAAGGGCGAGCCGUCGGAGGAGAAGAGGAACGUGCUGGUGGAGAGCGCUCGUCUGGCCCGGGGAGACAUCCAGGACCUGACCAAGCUCAGCGUCAGCAACCACGACGCCGUCAUCAUCCCAGGCGGCUUCGGGGCGGCGAAGAACCUGUGCACGUGGGCCGUGCAGGGGAAGGACUGCUCCGUGGACGAGGGCGUGAAGGCGGCGCUGCAGGCGUUUCACAGCGCAGGGAAACCCAUCGGCCUCUGCUGCAUCUCCCCCGUCCUGGCAGCCAAGGUGUUCCCCGGGUGUGAGGUCACGCUCGGCAUCGAGAAGGACGACAAGUAUCCCAACACGGCCGACACGGCGGCGGCCGUCACCCAGCUGGGCUGCAAACACGUGAACACCAGCGUCUCCGAGAGCCACGUGGACCAGAAGAACAAGCUGGUCACCACGGCCGCCUUCAUGUGCGACGCCCCCAUCCACCAGAUCUACGACGGCAUCGGGACCAUGGUGCAGGGCGUCCUGAAGCUGGCCUGAUCAUCGAUGGUGCAGGGCGUCCUGAAGCUGGCCUGAUCAUCGGUGGUGCAGGGCGUCCUGAAGCUGGCCUGAUCAUCGAUGGUGCAGGGCGUCCUGAAGCUGGCCUGAUCAUCGGUGGUGCAGGGCGUCCUGAAGCUGGCCUGAUCAUCGGUGGUGCAGGGCGUCCUGAAGCUGGCCUGAUCAUCGAUGGUGCAGGGCGUCCUGAAGCUGGCCUGAUCAUCGAUGGUGCAGGGCGUCCUGAAGCUGGCCUGAUCAUCGAUGGUGCAGGGCGUCCUGAAGCUGGCCUGAUCAUCGGUGGUGCAGGGCGUCCUGAAGCUGGCCUGAUCAUCGAUGGUGCAGGGCGUCCUGAAGCUGGCCUGAUCAUCGAUGGUGCAGGGCGUCCUCAAGCUGGCCUGAGCUGCUGUCACGCGCCGUAGGAGCGACGGCUCAUAGAGAGUUUAGAUGUCUGAUCAGGAUGAGGUGCCGCGUUUUUGUAGUAGUCGGCUUUAAUAACCUGCUUCACGCUGCUGCCGCGUCCCGGAUGUUGAUCAUAUUUAUGUUAUAAAUGAAAAUAAAGAUUGUGAACACUCCUCUAUUAGACCUUACUGACAGGAUCUACAGAAAUUCAUGAAGAAAAUCUUAAAAGUGGAAUUUCCAUUUACUUUAAUGAAUAUGUUCUUGGGAAAAAGGGAACCAAGAAAUAAAAAAAUUCGGGGGACAAAUAUAUACUUAGAACGAUGUUAGUGGCGAGUAAAAAAGCCAUCACCUGAAAGGGAAGAUUGGAUAGACGUGACGCAUUAACAUUUACAUGAUGGAAAAGUUGACUUUCUUGCUUAAAUUUGGACAAAUUUAAGAAUUUCUGGAAACUCUGGGUUUAAUUCGUGUCACCAUUGAGAGCAGACUUUAUCCAAAUAGUAAUAUAUAUUUUUAAGAUUGCCUUGGUUCUUGCUACAGAAUUGUAAUUGUUCAUUUAAAAAAAAAAAAUGAUUAAAAUAUGUAAAAAAGAGAUUGAAACAGGACUAAUGUUGAUGGAUAAGGUACAGUGUGUUUGUAUGAUCAUCAUUCAGUUACUGUAAUGCCCAGUUUGUUUGUUUAUUCUCUCAUAUUUUACUCUUGUGUAAAGAGGUUUGAGUGACAGCAAGGUUUAAAUUCUGUUUAAUUUAUUUACUUUUUUUUUCUUCUUUCUUUUGGCUCUUUAAUGGCCUUUGUAUCGCUUAAGGAAAUUCAGAUGCAUUAGGUUAUGCAACAAUUGUGGGACAGAGGGUGAGAUGAGAGAAAUUGUGAUGUUUCUGUGAAUGUUUGGACCUUUGUGAAAUCUUUUAAAGAUUUUAUUAGUUUUCAACAUCAUCAUAAACCAGGAGGACUGACAGAUCCACAAAACAAUAUACAUAUCAUACACGCCUCCCAGUAUUACACACACACAAAAAAUUUGGGAAAAAAGCAUUAACACAAAUAAUUUAAAAAAAGAAAAAAAAACAACCAGGAACAGAAAGAAAAGUAAAUAAAUGAAUACAAAAAAGGGAGGGGGGUACAGUACAGGGAUGUAAUACGCUUUCUUUGAUUGUACAUGGCAUUUAACAUCUUUGUGAAAUUUUGAGAAUGAGAAUAAAAAAAAAGAAAAUGAA
This is a messenger RNA of Cololabis saira (Pacific saury), 2387 nucleotides long. RefSeq lists its product as uncharacterized. Bases 25 to 783 code for a protein of 252 amino acids. NCBI's taxonomy places the organism in Eukaryota, Metazoa, Chordata, Actinopteri, Beloniformes, Belonidae. The transcript has 4 exons. The record is from RefSeq and is a predicted model, not a curated record.